AUGCCAAAACGUCAUCUUACGGUUCAAAAUAAAGAUAACGAACAUGAACAACAAUCAUCAUCUAUUCUAACACGUUUAUCAUCAAAACGUGCUAAUACAAAUGAAUCAAUUACAAAUAAAAAACCGAAAAUUGAAGAAAAACAUAUUGAUAAAGAAAAUAUACCAAAACGUCAAACACGUCAAAGUACGAAAUCAAAAGAACGAGAACCUUCACCAUUACCAUCACCACCAACACCACCAAUUGAAAUUAUCGAACCAAUAUCUGAUAAACCUGUAAAUCCUCCUCCUCCUCCUCCUCCUGAAGAUACUGAUGAUGAAUUUGAUAAUGAUGAAGAUGAACAUUUAACUUUACCAAUCGAUGAUAAUGAUCAAGGUAAAGAUUAUCCAACAAAUAAAGAAUAUCUUAUUUAUGAAAAUGCACGUCCUAAUAAACAACCAUUAAUUAUAUCGAAAACAGCACGUUAUUGGACAAAUAAAUAUCGUAAAGUUCUUCGUCAUGUUAAUCCUGAUGCAUAUGGAAUGUAUAUUCAUGCUGAUUUUAGUUGUUAUGGUGAACUCGAAGUUAUUGAAAAUUGUUUACUUGAUUUAACUAAAACAAUAUUUAUUGUACAACAAGGUAUUUUCAAUUAUCAACGUAAACCAAUUGAUAAAGUUAAUUAUGUUCUUGGUUUUCGACGUCUUGAAACAUUAACAAUAUUACUUGAUUAUACUGAUGGUAUAAGUGGUAUUGAUGAUGGUGAUCGUUUUUAUGCUAUAAUGCGUGUUAUUGGUUCUUGUUAUAUAACAAUUCUUCGUGGUUUAUUGCCAGAUAUAAUGUUUAAAAAAAUUGAAACAAUUGAUGAAAAUUUAAUUAAAAAAUUAAAUAAAAUAUCAAAACAAAUACCUAAUUUUAAAUAUGUUUUAGAACAAGCUCUUAUUAUUGGUCAUAUGUUUUUAACUAUUGCUGAUGUUUGUAGUGCAUAUACAAAUAUUCUUCAAAUUGUUUAUUGUAAUUGGGUUUUAAUUAUGGAUAAAAUUUCAAUUGAUUUAAAUCAAAAAUCAAUUGAUAAACUUAUGAAAGCAUUAAAACAUGCAUCUGAAAUUGAUAGAAAUAAUCUUGAAUAUGGUGAUAAAGAAUCAUUUGAUUUUUUAAAAGAAUUACGUUCAUAUAAAGAAGAUUAUGGUCUUGGAGGUGAUGCACAUGAUAUUAGUAAAUGGACACGAAGUGAACGUGCAGCUUAUUCAUAUCAACAUUUUAAUCCUUUUGAAAACUUGUUUUUUUAG
Messenger RNA from Rotaria sordida, 1263 nucleotides. The record is from the annotation of a GenBank genome assembly. NCBI's taxonomy places the organism in Eukaryota, Metazoa, Rotifera, Eurotatoria, Philodinida, Philodinidae.